Molecule: messenger RNA, 504 nt
Organism: Vicia faba (fava bean)
Lineage: Eukaryota; Viridiplantae; Streptophyta; Magnoliopsida; Fabales; Fabaceae
Source: the annotation of a GenBank genome assembly
AUGACUACCUCGCCGCCCCGUUCCGGCGGCGAAAGCGACGGCAACGGCGACAAAAGACCAAGACACUUCGACACAAAGACAAAGACCAUCUGCUGGACAAAGGCAGAUACUGUACCCGGCCGCCACCCAGAAAGGUGGCGUAAAGACGCCGCCGGUAACGUUGUCUGCAAGCGCUUCUUCAACUGCCUUGGUUGCCUCUGCUACGAGUACGAUCAUAUCAUCCCUUUUUCCAAAGGUGGUGAAUCGACCGCUGAAAAUUGCCAAAUACUUCAAUCAAGAGUUAAUAGAUUAAAAUCGGACAAAUAUCAGAUCGAUUCGGAUAAGUUGAAAGGCUACUCUUGUGAUAUUAAUUUUACUGACAGGGAGCUCGAUAUAAUUGAGAUGGCUGUUUAUGGUGAUGUAAUCCGGCCAGGAAACCAGUGUAGAUGCAGAACUGUUGAUGAAAUGCUUGGAAAAUUUAAGGCAAAAGCAAAAGACAACACAGAUGCUUGCAAGUUGCCAUAG